Messenger RNA from Colletotrichum scovillei, 1367 nucleotides. RefSeq names its product short chain dehydrogenase. Gene Ontology annotation, cellular component: endoplasmic reticulum. NCBI's taxonomy places the organism in Eukaryota, Fungi, Ascomycota, Sordariomycetes, Glomerellales, Glomerellaceae. The record is from RefSeq and is a predicted model, not a curated record. Gene Ontology annotation, molecular function: oxidoreductase activity. The coding region runs from base 188 to 1138 and encodes 316 amino acids. The transcript has a single exon.
CUCUUGCACUGGAUGACGUCUGGCCCGACCAUUCACAUGCGCGUUUCGUUUCUUUCGAGCGUACAAGUAGCUGAGCGUGGAACGGGACAAGGUGAGUAACAGAGGCAGCAUAAGCUCUUUUCAUUCACAAUUGUGCUUUCUGCUAGCUAGCUAGUGACUAAUUAGUACCCCUUUUAAUCACCUUACUAUGGAAUCUCUCAGCUUCCUUCAAAUAGUCGGGCUCAUCGCCCUCGUCGGCGCGGCAUACAACCUCGCAUGGCCCUUCUUCCCCUUCCUCCGCAAAUCCAAACUCGACCGCUACCUCGUCCCUGUCCACGGCAAACCAGCCUGGGCCCUCGUCACCGGCGCAAGCGACGGCAUAGGCAAAGGUCUCGCCAACGAGCUCGCCCGGCGGGGCUUCAACGUCGUCCUCCACGGCCGCAACGACGUCAAGCUGGAAGAGGUGCGGCACAACCUCGCGCUCGCCAAUCCGGACAGGGAGUUCCGCAUCAUGGUGGGCGAUGCCGGGGUUCUCGGAGCCGGGCAGCAGCCGUGGGAUGUUAUGCUUGCGCCGCUGGAGAAUUUGAACCUGCGCGUGCUUGUCAACAAUGUCGGCGGCGGGCCGGCGGAGCCGAUUAUGAGGAGGCUAGAUGAGUCGUCGAUGGAGGAUAUUGCGGCCAACGUGCACAUGAACGCUCUGUUUCCGACGCUGCUCAACGCUAUACUGAUUCCGCGGUUCACUGCAUCGUCGGAGCCCGCGCUGAUUAUCAACGUCGGGUCGCUAUCGGACAACGGGCUACCGCUGCUGUCUUUUUAUAGCGGGAGCAAGGCGUACCUCGGCGCCAUGUCGACGUCCAUGGCAAGGGAGCUGUCGAUGGACGGGUUCGAUGUCGAGGUCAUGGGCGUGCGCAUUGGGGCGGUGGCGACGAAACCGGAGCUGAUGACGCCGCGGGUAUUUUGGCCUUCGGUUGAGGUUAUUGCGAAUGCCAUCUUGGACCGGGUCGGGUGCGGGAGGGCGGUGCUGAUUCCGUACUGGGGCCACGCGGUGCAGAUGGCGUUUCUGGACCUGGUGCCUGCGGCUUUGCAGGAUCCGUUAUACAAGAGGAUCAUGGUGAAGAUGAGGUCUGCGGAGAAGAAGAUGUUCAGCAAGACGAAGUGAGGGCUUUCAAUAACCAUUAACGAAUCUCAGAUGGAGGGUGAGGUUGGUGUCAGAUAGUAAUUUAUGAAGCACGGGUCCUUGGAAUGGCAUUUCUCAGCAGAGCACUGUCAACUUUUUCCAGGCAGUCUCCAGUAUCAGACUGGUAAGAAAAGGGGUAGUCAUCGAUUCAUCUUUCUCAUGCAAGACGUGAGAUGUUGAGACACUAUGAAGUUCCAUAUGCUAAUGUGGG